Guyanagaster necrorhizus is the source of this 9620-nucleotide messenger RNA. RefSeq lists its product as uncharacterized. The transcript is spliced from 21 exons. Lineage: Eukaryota; Fungi; Basidiomycota; Agaricomycetes; Agaricales; Physalacriaceae. Gene Ontology annotation, biological process: fermentation. The coding region runs from base 86 to 9457 and encodes 3123 amino acids. Gene Ontology annotation, cellular component: membrane. The record is from RefSeq and is a predicted model, not a curated record.
UAUGGCGGUACUGGAUACGGAAGCCGCUAUUGGAGGAUGGGGUCGACUUGGCGCUGGGGAGUGAAGGGCGUAUGUGUCGGUCACUAUGCUCUUAUCGGCAUAUCUUUACUUGAGAACAGAGAAAUCGGGACCACAAAACUCGUUGUGUCGGAUACAGGUCUCAUUUCAAGGCUUUGAAUGGUUUCUGUACAACCGGACAGCUGCCUACGACAAUAUCAUAUCUCAGAUGGUGUCCACAAGCCCCGCUUAUCACAAGACGCGUAGAAGUUCAACAGAAUGUCGCCAGUCGUUCCAAAUGUCGGAUUUCGGCACUCCAAUUCCUCCCCCUUCGUCUGUACUCGGCGCUCUCCAUCUUCGAACACCCACUUUUCUUCAAGAUGCCUUCACUUGGUUCAAACGCCAACUUCCCACCUUGGACCCCAAGGAAUUAUUGCCUAUUGGCCUAGACGCUACUAAAGGGGUGAUAAUUUGCGGCAACAAUUCGACACCCAAUUUGCUCGUGGCAGAAUUCCAAAGGGCGGAAGGUAAUAUUGGGAUAUCACAGUCACGGUCGAAGUAUGACUUGUAUAAGCAGUUUCUCACUCUUCGCUUCCAAAACGCUCUCAUUCAGUAUGUGGAGAACAGACAAUAUGGUGACACCAUGCCUGCUAUGGGAGAAAUGAUUCGUGAUCUUGUUCAACAGAACGUCAGUCUCGGUCUAUCAUCUUCGUUUAUGACAUUCCAUCGUUUUGGGAAAAUCUGGCGGAAACUGCGUCUCUAUGGGUUCAUGGCGAAGUUCGUUUUGCGGCCAACUUCCUCUCGGAUUCAGUCCCACGGAAAAACCACAAGUAUGGAGGAAGACACUCCCAUCGGGUCUGGAUUUACAUCUAUGGAGUAUGCCAUCGAGCAAAAGGUAUUGGAGACGCCGUCCCUCGAAUUGUGCUACUAUGCGGAUGUGGCUGGCACCGUGCCUCCCCUCUCUCAACAUCCAGAUCAAGGGAGUUUUGAUGACAUUGGUAACGGCGACGUAGGGCCUGAAUGGGGUAUCGACCUGGUGGUUAAAAGUGGAUUCAUACACUAUGGGCCUUGGGCAGAUCGACAACGAGGCCAUCUUCAGCGAGUCUUCUUCCCGCCAACGUUCCAUGAUGCAGAAGAGACCCUUCACUUACAACCAGGCGAUCAACGACUAUGGACGAACUUGAGAGUAUUUGUCGAACUUCGCGAUGCGACUACUCUUCAUAUUCCGUUCCGCGAAGCAUCCAAGAAUUGGCAAUGGGAUGGGCUUACUGAAGUUCCCAGUAGACCCAAGAAAAGAGAACCUGCUGUGAUCCACUUUACUGCAGGAGACAGUUCUACUAUCAGCUACAUGAUGCCCAUGAUCGCCAGCUCUCGAGGUUAUGAGCCAACAUUGGAGGUACACAUUGAUACUCUAGUGGUCACAUCUAGUUUGAAUGACAUAGAGCUCGUUACCUCCGAGUCAUGCCGCGUACGAUGCGAGCUUCCCUCUCCGUUGAAGUGGAACGAUUCAAGGACUUGGUGUAUCGCAGUUUCUUUGAGGAAACCGAUUCUGUACCUCUUACGUGAUCAUAUCACCAUGCUCAUUGACCUUGGAAAAGACUGGGCUUCGGGACCUCCGAGCGAUUUUUUCCGCUUCGUUCCGACGGUGUACUCAUUUCAACUCGAUAUGCAUCAUUUUGAGUUGAACUUGUAUGCAAAUGACCAUAAUAUUAUUGACAAGCCUUUGGUCAAAGAAGAGAAUGCACUUCUGACGAUUCGUGGACCAUCGCUACGGAAUGUAACUAGCAUCCCGUCCGACAUUUUUCGCCCUGAAGCCACAACCAUUGCGUUCGUUGUGGAAGCGCCCGAUGCUUCUCUUGCUCUCUCCUUACCUCGAUGGCACACCCAUGCUUUGCACGCUCCUGAGGACGGCAACCAUAUAGGGGUUCUGGAUCUCCACCUUGACGGUUCUUACAGAUACUUCGCAGACGUCCGAGAGGAUAACAUCGAACAGCUGAAAUUGGUCUUAUCGACCAGGAAUGUUGCAUUCAAAGCCGUAGGAUGGUCAAUCCGAUAUUUCAUGAUCAUCAAAGAUAACUACUUCGGAUCCUUUACCCAUUUCUCGACCUUGUAUGAAUAUCUGGAGCGAAAGAGCCGAGGUCUUCCUCCUGGAGAUCCUGUCGUGGACAAGUAUCGUAAAGGACAUUCCAACAUGCUCCAAGUGAAUAUAGUUGUUCGAGUUGACAGCGGCUGUGUGAUUUUACCUGCUGGACUUCCGGGUUACGACAGAUCCUGCACAACGAAAGGCCAUUCAGAUGAAAUCUGUAUCGGACCGUGCCUUGUGCUGGAUAUUCCUGAACUGCAACUGCAACUGCGAAUACAUGAUUAUUUUAUGGAUCUUUCCUUAAAUACUGGGUCCAUCACAGGUUACAUAGACUCAAAUUGUCCUGAGAAAGUUCUCUAUGCCUCGCAGUCGAAACCACCGAAUGCCAAGAGCGUACUUUUGAUAGAGGGUCUCGACAUCGUCGCCAAUAGGCUAUUUGGUCCCGUUCCACGCACGAUCACAUAUUUCUGCGUCUGGAAUAUUAAGGUGGACAGUAUCAAAGGCGUCUUGUCAGCUGCAGAGGCAUCGACAAUCACAGAUGCGAUCACUUCCUUUCGUGUAAACUUUUCGGAUGCUGCUAAUGCACCGGCGGUCGAAUAUGCUUUACCUUCUUAUCCUGACGUGACGUUCGUGAAGGUCCGGCUUUCGAGUGUUCAUGUAAUAUGGGAAGCGAGCGAUGCAGCCGCUAUUCUUUCUUUACCAGAAGGUUUACGUCUGGACAAUAACAACUUGGGUGGUCGCUUUCAUCGCCAGUUGACAAGCAUCCGUAUCCCAGUAGCUCGUGCCAAAAUGCUGCUCCAUAAUUUGUCUGAUCAUUGGUUGGAAGCAGGAGAGAUGGUAGUUGAUGUGUACCUUGAUGUGUAUACGUCACCCGUCAACUGGCGGAACCUGGCGGGAGCGCAGGAAUCAUUCGUCAAGGAACAAGAUGUUCUUACAGGCCGGGCAGCGAAAAUGCUGGAGAAGUUCAGGCUUUUUGGUUAUGGAGAUCCGUCUAACAUUUUUCCUACACACAGGAACAGUGUCUAUAUUCCCCAGCCCCUGAAACACCGUACACGUGGGCCUUGGGAAGACACCAUGUAUCAGGGUAAGAAUGCGUCAACGUCGCCUGAUUCUUGGCCUCUUUCAGAAUCAGAGGAGGAAUUUGGAGUAUCUGAAGCGGAUCGCGAUGCUCGUCUGGCCCAAAGUCGAGUGGACUCUCUAAUGUCACCUGUGCAUGAAGAGGAUCAAAAUAUGAGUGACGGCGACGAAUCGGAUAACGAAGAUCUCACAGAUGGCGAGACAUCUGAAAGUGAUUGGUUUGACUUUGAGGAAGAGACGUCUAACCCACUGUGUCGGAAGUACGGUCGAUUUACACGACAUUAUAUGGGAAGAGUUAUCGACAAACUUGAACUUUGGGAUCAAUCGCCCUUUGUCCCAAUCAGUUCGCUCAAGGCAGAGGAUGUGCCGAAACAUGCACGGGCUAGAGCACCACGGUCGUCCUCCAUGCCACGCAACGAUUUUCUAGAUAUGACUCUCCCGCCGCUUGACGUCGAAGUCACUGUGCUCCGUUGCAUAUGUCGGAAAGGCAUUGAAAUACGUCUUACGCCACUCGUCCUACCUGUCUUGUCCCAUUUAGAGGAAGACUGUGAGAAAAUUAAAUCCAUUCCAGAAUUGUGUAUCGACUCGAUGAUGUCCGGAUAUCUUGGAAGCUUUUCCAAGUCAUGGAAAUAUCAAAAGCGUGUUCUUCUUGACGUUGCUGUGCCGUCUCUUCGAUUACUCGUUCUGCGUCAUCUUGACCUCCCAUCUUCCAAUCCGACGGGCGUUAUGAGCUCGAUUGACCUUCGCCUGAUGGGAUUUUAUGUACGUGGGUUCACCCAGAGACGAAUAGGGACCUUGACCGCUGGCUCCGAUGGCCUUGGCAUCACCCUUGACACAGUUGGAAGGGCUGAAAAGAUGGAAAAGGCCUUUGCAACGAUAUCAACUUCAGAGAUCGAUAUUCAUUGGAAUGGUAAAGACUUAGACGCGUCAUUUGGGUCCUUGACUAUGACCGUGUCUCAUCGGUGCCCCGAGUACCUCAUGGCUCUUACUCUGGCGCUGGUCCGAGACGCCAAAGAGUUGCAGGCGUUGUUCACAAAAUGGAAAAGUAUCUUCACGCAACCGAAACUACGUGUUGUGCAUUGGGUCUUAACUAUGACGGGCGAAGAUACCAUCAUGGAUCCACUAUCCGCCAUCCAGCCCUUGUAUCUCAUUCAAAGCGGCACUCCUCACCAGCUGCGAACGGAUGUCACAUUUCGGUUCUUAUUUCACUUGCGAAAUCAUCUAUGGCACAUUCAAAAUGAGCGCAAGUUGACCCUCCCCGAUCCCAAUCGUUGCGUGAAACUGGAAGAUAUCGUGCCUGAUUUGGAAGCUCGUUUGAGGAUCGUAGAUCCUGACGCAUAUCAAAUGCAACGCUUGACAUCACUGGAGCCAUUGUUCCCCAGUCUACGACAAUACUCAGGAUCUAUCGACGCUAAAGGCCUAGGACAUGCUUUCACCUCGUUUACCAUACGGAUCUUGCACGCUUCCGCUCAAGUCGAAGACCCUGAAGGUCCACACUCUAGCGGCGUAUCUGUGCAAAACUUGCGCCUGGGCGUUCGAGUCCGAUACCUCGAUUUGAUCAAUCCCCCGCGAAGUCCCUCGGAGAGUAAUUCUGAUAUGUCAAUUGGACAAUAUUCGCGUGACAUGAUUCAAGCAUUUUACACCCAAUUCUCUUUGGACACAACGGUGGUGACCAUAUAUCCUCAUGUGGUGGGCUUUAUGCAAGCUUUCUUGCGGGUACAGCGAAAUAAAAAAUCAUUCGGCACAUGUGAACGUGGAGACGUCGAGACGCGUUCGCGUCAAUCAAAGGCCUCAGUUAGGCGCACAGUGACGGCUACCAAGAUAGAGGUCGACGCUUCCGUUCAAAGCUUUCGAGUGCAUGCCAUUGCGUCAAAUAUCACAUUUGAAUACGGCUUAAAUGCUCUUCGCUACAGCUCCAAUACGAUGUUUGACAACACUCGUGAUAUUUCCAUGAAUCACUCCCUGCUAUUCACCGACAUCUACAUUCGCGCACGUUCUCCGUCAGAUAUGUCUGUGGAAAAUGGCCAGGACAUUCUUGCUGCCCUAACACUUAGUGGCGGCAAGUUGAAUACCAUCAUUCGUCAGGAAAUCACUUCAGCCAUGAAAGUUCGGCUUAUCUUUGUGGCAGACAAACUUAAUUUCACUGUCCCCCGUAGCGCUCUCCGUCUUUAUCGCUUCUUUCAGGAAUGGAGGAAUGACUUUGUCGUCGGAAUCGAGAGUUCUGUCCGAGAACUUUUGGUUGAAUUGAGACCGUCCCCGCGCCAACCGACAUCACCUGCACCUCCAUCGUCGCGCGCUUCUAUCCUUUUCCAAAUAAAUGGGAACCUUGGCGCAUUUGGUGUCCUCCUACAGGUGAUGCACGGCACUUGGAUAUCAUGGGAAAUGAAUGAUACAACGAUGCAUAUGAGCACCACUCCGCCGCUCUCGUCACAUAAAUUAUUCGGACUGCAAGUGGGUUCUCAAAUAUUCACAGUAUCUUCCAAAUCAGAUGCUCGCGAUGUUCUACCCAAUUCCAGAGUCAAAUUGGGAUUGCCUCCGUUAUCGCUUAGCGGGCGUUUUGAUGGGUCUUGCAUUAGAGCUAUUCUGUUGGCCGAGUUUCUGGAACUGAAAGUGAAGCCAUCUCAUUGGGAUACCCUCAUGGCGGUGCAGCAAAAGUUUGGACAGGAUUUCAACGAUCUAUUGGCACUGGUUCAGGAAACCCGGCUCAAACAGACCUAUUCGGCACCGCAGAAGCCUGUUACUGCAAUCUCAUCCACAAAGGUCGUCCUUGCCGUAAAGAUAAAUGGUUUCCGAAUCGGUCUUGAAGGUUUAUCUUCCACCGUUUAUCUCGAAUGUAAGGAUAUUAGCGGAGGCCUUGAUGACAUGUCCGGACGUGCCUGGUCCAUGACACUUUCCGGCCUUGCGUUGUCUUUGGCGCCUCUGGCAGCACUUGAACCUCGCAGCACUUCGUUUAGCAGAGAUCAUCGCUCGGCAUUCGUCACCACAGACUUCAAAAUCAUGUCAAGGAGUCGAACGGACGAGACAAUUCUUGGUGAUACGUUGCAGAUAUCCGUGACCAAGAUCCAUGCAGUCAUGCAACCCAGUUCCAUUGGUGAAGUGGGGGAUUUUAUUGAUGAUAUGCAGGCUGAGUUGUCUGUGCGAAGAGAGCAGCGUGCUCAUGAACUUGCUGCUUUCAAGCAAAAAACCCAGAGCAUCUUGAAGAGCUUCGAAGUCAAGGUCCAUGAUCUGGAAUCUCGAUCAUCCUGGCUCAAAAACUAUAAUAUUGAUGUGAAUAUCAAUCAUAUUGGGGUGGCUUUCCCUCUCACGCACGAUGAACAACUCGAAUUACCGAAAUCAGGCAGUCAUGAUUCCAGUGCUGUCCGUGCUUUCCUCUUUUCCAUUGAAUCCCUCAAAUUUGGAACGGAACGUGGAGUCACUGGCGAAGCAUACAUGAAAAACUGCUCUUUCCAGUUUGUCCAAAGUUUUCACCAAUCACUUCCAGACGAUUUUUCUGGGUCAUCACAUCAAACCCGGAAUCGUCUUGUGUACCCGGAAAUGACCGCCUACAUCAGGUCCUCAGGUUCCACCACGUCUCGUCAGAUUACCAUGAAGGCCAAUGUCAGCGGUUUUGUCCUAGACUUGGAUUCAAGUAUUCCGGAUUACAUUUUUUCCUUGGUGGAUGUUUAUCAACGAGGCAAAGAGCGUGUCGUGCAACUGUCAAACACUUCACAACGUCUCUCUUCAUCUCCCCCUUCUCGUCUUGAAGCAGCGACGGAGCCAUUUGAACGACAAUCUGCCACCGUUCCGACCUCGGCUUUCUGCGGAUCGCUCACAUUUUUGAGCGGUAAAAUACCAUAUAGCCCCACCGACGAGCAGGUUCUGUGUUUAGGCGCUGAAAUAUUUCGUCUUCCUAUGGUCUCCGUUUGGACCGAGUAUCGAGCAACGCCUGCAUCCCAGAAACUCCGUGCAGUCACAGGCGAUACAGAAGCAUCAAUUUUGGUAUUCAAAAGCACGGUUCAUUCCAGCCAAAACACCCUCAGGCCAACGCUCCUGCCCUUUUUCACGGAAUUGAUCAGUCACAUAGAAAGUCGGCUAAGGGAGUCUAGUCGUCGGGAAACACAGUCACCGACAUCGGACUCCCUUACUAGUCCUCGUUUGGCUACAUCUGACGUCGAUUCGUCGUCGAGCAUGCAGAUAAGUUUCAGUCUGCGGAUAGACCAAUCUAGGUUGGAAUUGACUUGUAAACCAGAUGUCAAUGUUGUUGCUGGUUUGCACUGGGAUAGCGGGGGCUUCGUCAUCAAUGUGUGUCCUCGUGCACGCAACGUCACAUUCACUGGAAGUGUAGGUGGCCUCACCGUCGGUUUGCGACAUGGUUUCUUAAGUGAAGAUUGUGUCAAUCUGGAUGCCCGCAAUCUUGCGUUUUCGAUCACCUUCUCCAAGCUAGAUGUUGAUGAGACCAGAUCAAUCAGUUCUGUGUCUCUUGUUUUGGACACCGAGUUCCUUGGAGGCAUGCGCUUUUCUCGGCUUCAGGAUGUACUUUGUUUUAAGGCAGUUUGGCUCGAUCGGCUUCCCAUGUUUAAUGGGAAGCAAAGUGACAGUAUUGUCAAUGCGGCCCCGAAAUCGAAUCCUGACACACUUAUGGCACAUCGACAAGAAUACGCCACCAUCAUUCUCCUUCGCAUACGUCAAAUCAAGUUAGACGUUGAUUUGGGCCAGUCCAUUAGUACCGUCGUUCUUGAUCUCAAAGAUUCCAUUCUACGCACAAAAUUGACUGAGGCCACUCACGAGCUCUCGUUGUCUGUUGGAGAUGUCAGCGUUACGGCUAAAGGAAAUGUCGCCGGCAAAGCGAAUGUAUCUAAUUGCGUAUUCCAAACGAUCCGCCGAAUCGAGAAUCACGUUGAUGACGCUGCUCACAGCCGCAUGCUGGAGCUCAGGAUGACAAGUGGUCCUUUUGUUGUAGUCCUUGAAUCAGAACACCAGAAAUUAUUACAUUAUAGGGCGGAGCCUAUUGAAGUAGAGAUCUUUGAUGACUGGUCACAGAUUCUGUUGCAUUUGGAGACAGCCAAUCGUCCACUCAGUCUAUCAUUCACUGUCGUCAGCCCCGAAAUCGUUGCUGUCAUCACGGUCGGAACAAUUCCGAAAAUCCUAACCUAUGCGAAGAAGUUCAACGCAAACCUGGAUGCCCAGCGGGAGGGUGCCAGUCGAGACUCCAAAACCUUCCGUGCCAGUAGAACCACCCAGCCAGAUAAUGCACUAUCCGCUAUUGCCGAGGCAAUGUUACAUACAGCGCGCAAUCGCCUCAGAGAAGUAGAGGCUGGUCUGUCGUACACCAUCCGUCAAUACAUGAGUCUACGACUCGACUUAUUGCGUUUGGUCUUAUUUCCAAGGACUAUGGAUGAUCUCGAAGCCGCACAGUUCAUUGGGCGAAACAUCCGUGCACGUCUGGAUCGUCUUAUCCAUGUGGAUAAGCCAUCCAGGAGGGAUAUAUUUCUGUCAUUCACAUCCAUGUCAAUCUCCCGUUUCGCACAGCUGGGCCACAUACCUACUACACUACUGGACAACAGCGAAUGGUUGACAGACCUUUUGAAGGAUGCGUCGGAAGCCAUCAUUGUGGGUCUGCCAUCGAUGACUAUGCACAUGGUCAGCGAGGAGACGCAAGAGGGCUCCAGUAAAGUUCUCGACUACGACUUUCGAAGUGUUUUCGUUCGUCGUACAGGAAUGCGGGACUUCGAGGAUAUCUAUAUCACCCUGAACGUUGGCCUCUACUCUUGGCUCACUGUUCAAAGAAAGAACUUGACCAGGGAAAUGGAUCAAGUUCGAACGGCUGUGGAGUGGAGAAGCACGCUUACUGCGCCAGCCAAUAUUGCAUCAACUCGCAGGAAGGUAGUCGAUACUCCAGAGACUCCUCGUCCGGCGACCGUUCCACGACCUCCUAGACCACCGUCUCCCGCGACCGCCCGGUCAGCGUCAGCGGCUAUCCCCAGUUUCGCUUCCCCUCCAACCGGUCAAAGUGGCUCUGCACCCACGACCGCCGACGAGGAUGCAGACACGACGGUGGUAAAUUCUCCGCUACAAGCACCCCACAAGGGGAUCAUUUACCGGCAUCAUGACAGAUAUAUCGAACGCCUGACUAUGCGCCAACUAGGCGAUGCGACACCUGAUGUCAUGCAUCCAUUCUUCAUGAAAAAGGCUGGCUUCAGUUUGGAAGAAUCUCUUCCACAAUAUGUGCAUGAAUAUGCCACUGUCCCUUUGGAACAGAUCAUGGAAGCUUUGCUCAAAUUGUACAGUAGGCAGCUUCCAGAUAGAGGGGAUUCGGUUUAGUUUCGGGUAUGAUAUUGUAUAUUCGCUAUUUUAAUCCUCUUACUGCUAACGUACAUUUUAUAUAAUUCGAAGCUGUCCAUACCAAUGUUCAAAAGGUCAUUUUCCAACGUUCGAACAACCGCUGAAGACACUCAGCAGAGCAAAACAGCCAUACAAAAGCCCA